AUGAAACGAAGGUUGAGCAAGAUGGCGGAAGUGAAGUUCGAACCUGAAGAAGUGCGACAAACAGCGUCAGCACUUAUGGCGCAAUUGGCAUCAGCAUUAUUAGAAAAAUCUGCGGAUAGUUGUGCGGUGCGCUUCGGCCGCGUUGCGUUUGAUGACCAGGAGCAGCAGAGCGUAAAUGCUUUUCUGCACCAGAAGCUGGGCAAGGAUAGUAUAGCCCGUCGGCCAGGGCCUGGUGGUCGCAAGUUAAUAUACAUCGAAAGUUGCAAAGCCAUUGAAUUGGCUAAUCGCGCAUUUGGUUUCAAUGGCUGGUCAUGCCGUAUCGUCGAGUGCCAAGAGGAAUAUAAAGAGAAAAAGGGUGACAGGUGGAGUAUUGCUUAUAGCUCAUUGGUGCGCAUUGAGCUUAAGGAUGGUACGAGUCACGAGGAUGUGGGCUUUGGCACAUCAGAUGGACAGAGAGAUCUGGGUGCGGCGUUGGAGCAAGCUAAGAAGGCAAGUAUUUCGGAUGCAAGGAAACGAGCAUUGAGGCUUUUUGGAGAAUACCUGGGUAACUCAUGCUAUGACAAAGACCAUAUCAAAGACGUCAACUCGAACAGGCCUAUGGCUCCGGUAGCCGCCACGCCACAUGUAACAAUUCCAGAACAAAAGCAGCAGACUCAAGAGGCCAGCACUACUGCAGAGAGUAUUCAAUCUGAAGCGCGUAUCUCAUCAUGUCAACCACAACACUUCCAGGCCCAGCAACAACAACUGCCCCAGCAACAACAGCAAGAUCAAACUCAACAGCGUGCACUGAAUCAGCAACCUCAGCAACAAUGUCGUCAGCCGCAAUCACAGGUUCCUCAUCAAUUGACUCAGCAGCAACAAUCUCAGCAUCGACCACAACAUUGGAAGCCUCCUCAAAUCAUGUGCAAACCUAAUGCUACAGCAAUGCAGGAACAUACUCAGACCAAGUUGAGUGCCAAAGUGACUAAUAAAAUGCUCUCACCAAAACAGAUGGCUAAGAGCAAUACACUGCAUGCUAGGCAUGGAGCUCUUACAACACCAGACUUGACUUUAAGUCCGUUUCCUCAUCCGCAGCGCUGGGUGUCUUCGAAUGCUCCACCUAGGCCACGCGUGGUGACUGCGCCAGCAAUCGUGAAAGUUGAGCAAUCCGUGGCAGAGCCGACUCGGCCGAACGCGCAAUACAGCAUAGAAGACCUCAGCUUCUCGCAAUUUGAUUAUGAUCCUAAUACCGACAACGACAAUCCUGCGAAAAAGAUGCGGCCAGGAUAA
Messenger RNA from Plasmopara halstedii, 1269 nucleotides. Its product is annotated as dna repair and recombination protein. Gene Ontology annotation, biological process: double-strand break repair via single-strand annealing; double-strand break repair via homologous recombination; mitotic recombination. The record is from RefSeq and is a predicted model, not a curated record. Lineage: Eukaryota; Oomycota; Peronosporomycetes; Peronosporales; Peronosporaceae. Gene Ontology annotation, cellular component: nucleus. Bases 1 to 1269 code for a protein of 422 amino acids. The transcript is spliced from 2 exons.